This is a messenger RNA of Histoplasma mississippiense, 525 nucleotides long. RefSeq lists its product with no specific name. The transcript has 2 exons. The record is from RefSeq and is a predicted model, not a curated record. NCBI's taxonomy places the organism in Eukaryota, Fungi, Ascomycota, Eurotiomycetes, Onygenales, Ajellomycetaceae. The coding region runs from base 1 to 525 and encodes 174 amino acids.
AUGGGCGGACACGCUGUCACGCCUGCCAUAUAUCGAAUACUGGGCAAGGAUCUUGGUGCGUUACUUGAGUUAUCCGAUAACGCUGGCGAAGAUGAGGAAGCGGACGGUCCCGUUGAAGUGUUAGAAAGGAACGCAGCAGCAUAUUGCUGUCGUUGUAUUCGACAUUUAACAACGUCUCCCCGCCAUCACUGUGAGCCUGCUGAGGGUCGACGCAAGAAAUGCAAGCACUGCUCGGUGAUGAAGCACGUUUGCGUUCCGGGCGCUGUGACAGCUGCAGUUAAGUUCUUCGCAGCGAAGAUCCGUGGGGCUCAACGAAAUGGUUCCCCUGAGGCCCCGGCUGAAACAGUGAUUGGUGAGAUCCCGGUGGCUACAUCGCCGGUCGCAGCUCCCAAGUCAUCGUUGAAACGUCGUGCUUCGCCAGUUGAGGAAAUCCGGGGUAAUAAGCAGGUCUGCCUUGGUGACAAUUCCUCAAAUGACACUGGCCAAGCUGAGGCGGAUCUGUUUUUUAGUCCCUGGGCGGAAUAA